AUGCAGCUGAAAAUUAACGACAGCUCGCCGACAGCAGCGAGAACAACAUCUCCUUCUCGGAGGACCAGUUGGGAUGGCAACGACUCCCUGCUUACCUCCUCGACGGCAUCGCUUGAACCGCCGCCGCAGGAUAAGCGGAGGUCGGGUCCUGGACUCCUGAUUUUUCCCGGCACCGCGCAAAGGCAUCAGCAUCAGCAUAAUCCCAAUGGCAGCAAAACAAUUGCGAAAGCUAAUGACGAGGACGUGGCCAUUAAUCAGCUGGGACGCUGUGGCAGGACGACGACCAGGAGUAUACGCUCCUUUCGCCGUCCGCCGCUGUGGCAGGCACCGCCAAAGGACCAAGAGGAGCCAGAGCCAGAGCCAAAGCCAGAGGAGGCCCUAGAUCGACGUAAUCGGCGGGAGAGGCGGCGAGUCGUGUGUCUGGCCAAAGUGCAGGCCUUCAUAAUCGAGUUCCUGCAGGGAUCCUCCAUACACGGCUUCAUCUAUUUGGCCAAACUGGGCUUGAAUUUCGUCGAACGGAUGCUCUGGUUUGCCUUUAUUUGCGUGGCUCUGUUCAGCAUUAUCUCGCUGAGCAAGAGGACCUGGCAUCGCUUUCAGACCUCGCCCAUGGUUAUAUCCAUGGAUCGGAACAAGUUGGUGUGGAAUACCAGCUUUCCCUCCUUGACAGUGUGUCCUCACAAGAGGAUUGACGAGUUGAAGGUGGAGGAGUACAUACUUGCCCACCCGGAGCAGUUUGAGUCCGAGGAGGAUCAAGAGGACUUCCGCGAUUUUAUUGUGAAACUUGCCAGCCUCACAUACGACAACUUGGAGACUUUGCCGCUGAACAAAUCGUACGGGAUACCGAGUAACAAGUACUUGGACUUGCUCUACGAAUUGAAAUGGCCCUUCGAGCCGGAAAUCAGCAGCGGCGCCGCCGUCAAAAUGUUCAUCUACGAGACACAAACGGAGUUUGGCAUUUGCCAUUCAGUCAACUCGCUGGUGGCUCGCUACAAUUCCUUUGACUACUGGCGUUCCGGCGACUGGAGCAUCCUGGAUCAUGGAGAUCGGGUGACGGUCCAUCCCCUGGAUGGUGAGAUCUAUGCUCAGAUUAUAAAUCUCUCUACGGCGUAUGAUGUGUACUUUCAUGGGGCUGGGGAUGUGCCCAGCAUAUCGAAGCAGAGGUAUACCUUUCCGGAGAGUGACUAUACGACAGUGGAGCUGAUAGCCCUGGAGAUUUACACCAACGAGGAGGCCAGAGCCUUCAACACCAAGCAGAGGAGCUGCCGCUUCAACUACGAGGCGGAGGAAAUGAUGACCGUGCCCAUCUACAGCUUUGGACUCUGCCUGUCCGAGUGCAGAAUGUUUUUCGCUCUGCGGGUCUGCGGCUGCAUUCCGCACUUCUACCGGAACCGCUUGCGAAACGGACGGAAAUUGCCGGUCUGCGGACUGGAGGGCAUCGAAUGCCUGGUCAAAAUUAAACGCGAAAUAAUCUCCCUAAAAUCGGACAGAUAUAAAAUCAAUUGCAAUUGCCUGGCCAACUGCGAUGACUCCAACUUCUUUGUGCAAUCCUAUCGUUCGCGUGUCUGGUUUCUGGGCGCUAAUCUUCAAUGGGGCAUAAUUGAUUAUCCCAAAAUGCAGCUCCGCCGGGAUGUCCUCUUCUCCUUUGCCGAUGUUUUGGUUUACAUAGGCGGCCUGGUUGGAUUUUUUCUGGGCUGCAGUGCUCUGAGCUUCACGGAAAUUGUUUACUAUUUUACGGCUCGAUUUGUGAGGCGAAUGUUUUGUCGUUGA
This is a messenger RNA of Drosophila kikkawai, 1767 nucleotides long. RefSeq names its product pickpocket 9 (gene ppk9). Gene Ontology annotation, biological process: sodium ion transmembrane transport. Gene Ontology annotation, cellular component: plasma membrane. NCBI's taxonomy places the organism in Eukaryota, Metazoa, Arthropoda, Insecta, Diptera, Drosophilidae. The record is from RefSeq and is a predicted model, not a curated record. Gene Ontology annotation, molecular function: ligand-gated sodium channel activity.